Molecule: messenger RNA, 189 nt
Organism: Meloidogyne enterolobii
Lineage: Eukaryota; Metazoa; Nematoda; Chromadorea; Rhabditida; Meloidogynidae
Source: the annotation of a GenBank genome assembly
AUGGUUUCGGGUUUUGGAUUACUGGAAAGUGGACGUGUUUCAUCUAAAGAUGAAGUAAAUAUAAUGGUUAAAAAUAUUGUUGAUGUUGUUUUUGGUGGUCUUUCUUAUUGGAUGUUUGGUUUUGGUUUUACUUAUGGAAAAGACUUCCCAAAUCCUUAUAUUGGUAAAUUAAUUUUUGGGGAAUUUUAG